GCAAUAUUCAUAUAUGGCUGUAUAAUCGCCAAUAUUUUGUCAUAGCUUAGAACUUACAGCAUUUCUGAUCAAUGAUGAAAAUGGUGGUGUCUAGUAUUACUACCACGAUGUUGAUCUUCGCCCUAUGGGUAAUUGUUUUACACGGAGUUGAAGUUGAUGUCGAAAUUACAUGUAAUAAACCGUGUCUACACGGUGGUGAGUGUGUGUUAUCACCUGAUCUGUGUUCCGGCUUUAAACAAACAUGUGCCUGUCCACUAUCUUAUACUGGGGAAUUCUGUGAAAAGGUCGUACUCAGAGUAAAUUGUGAUAAAGAUUGUCAGAAUGGCGGUCAGUGUGUAGUCAAGGUAACGGAAAAUACCUGUACAACUGUCAACAAAACCUGUUUCUGCCCACAAAACUAUCUUGGAGAUUUGUGUCAAACAUUUGUUCCUUCUACGGCGUCAUGUGACCCUCCCUGUACAGCUGGUCAUGGCGAAUGUGUUGUCCUACGAAAUUCAGAGUUAGCACCUCACUUGACAGAUCGAGCCUACUGCAACUGUACAACGUCAGGAACAGGAUAUUACUAUGGGAAGCAAUGUCAACAUCAUCAACACAAUGUACCCUGUGACCCAACAUGUAAAAAUGGCGGUGAGUGUACUGUUACUGGUAGGUGUAAUUGUCAAGGAACUUCUAGAGGUUACGAUCCAGGAGACUGUAGCAUGUUUUCCACAGAUCCAUGUAAUCCUGCCUGUGAUAAUGGUGGAUCCUGUCUGGGUGGUGCCUGUCAAUGUAAAUCCACGAACGAAUGGGAUUACAGCGGUUCGCAUUGUGAACAGGCUGUUCAAUGUAUCCCAGCUUGUGUUGAUGGAGAGUGUCGUAGCUUUGGUUAUAACUCUACUUAUUGCAGCUGUAAUUCAAAUUCAACAGGAAGAUAUGAAGGACCGACUUGUGAUACCUUUACACCUUAUAAUCAAUGUACCCCGGCCUGUGUUCAUGGAGUGUGUAACUAUGGUUAUUGCAGUUGUUAUUCAAAUUCAACAGGGAUAUAUGAAGGACGGGCUUGUGACACAUUUACAGCCAAGACGUGUAGUGAAUCUUGUGAAAAUGGCGGCACGUGUGGAUACAGAAAUGAGUGCUACUGUAAAUCAAAUGCAACACAUUAUACCUCGGGACCGACUUGUUCACAGGUGCAAGAAUGUAUCGGUGGUUGUUUAAAUGGGGGUGUUUGUGUAAAUGGAAGUACUUGUUUCUGUACCCAAGAAUACACUGGAGCAAACUGUGAAACAUACAUAGAGUGUCCUUGUCAGAAUAAUGGAACGUGUAUUGGCGGCCAUUACUGUCUUUGUACAUCAAACAACACGGGGAAUUACUAUGGACAACUAUGUGACCAAUUCGAAUUUACACCGCCAUGUUACCCGUCAGUUCUCAAUGGUGGAUUGUGUUUUUAUCAAAGUUCUACUUGUCCAUAUGACGACAUAGGUUAUUUCCAUGGUGACCAAUGUGAACAGUACAGUACACACAAUUGCAGCAGUAUUUGUGUAGAGCCCUACGUGUGUGUAGGGCCGUAUUGUGGGUGUCCAUACAAUCUAGCAGAGGGUUAUACAUAUUUUGGCGACGGAGACGAAGCAUGCAGUCUUAAAUAUUACAUAUGGUAUGAAAUCUAAACUAAAAAACGAGAAAUUCGUUGAGUUUUCAAAAUAAAUAUUAAUUGACCAAACAA
Patella vulgata (common limpet) is the source of this 1699-nucleotide messenger RNA. RefSeq names its product fibropellin-1. Lineage: Eukaryota; Metazoa; Mollusca; Gastropoda; Patellidae. The record is from RefSeq and is a predicted model, not a curated record. Gene Ontology annotation, cellular component: extracellular region; cell surface. The transcript is spliced from 15 exons. Gene Ontology annotation, molecular function: signaling receptor binding. The coding region runs from base 72 to 1643 and encodes 523 amino acids. Gene Ontology annotation, biological process: anatomical structure development.